GGUUCAGAAACCCAAGAACGGUAGUUGCACACUAGUGCAGACACACUACCCACCAGCAGAUCUCUCAGAAUCACUCUCGUCUCUCGCUAUAUAUUCAAAUGGCUCCAAGAAAUUCCCUCUCACCAAAUAACUUAAGACACUGAGAUAUAUCAUCAGAGCUGAGCUAUGAGCUUCUUGACAUCAUCCGCCUGGUGGAGAAGCCAUGUCAACUUGCGAACGCUGUACAUGUUGUUCCUGGGUCAGCUCCUCUCCUUCUUUCUCGCACUCAUGAGCUUCACUUCAUCUCUCAUAGCCAAUCUCGGUGUGGAUACGCCGAUUACACAGACCUUGUUCACUUACUUGCUUUUGGCUUUGGUUUAUGGAGGAAUCUUGCUGCAUAGGCGUGAGAAAUUACGGGUUUCUUGGUAUUGGUAUCUUCUCUUGGGGUUUGUGGAUGUUCAAGGGAACUAUCUUGUAAAUGAAGCAUAUCAGUUCUCAUCAAUAACUAGUGUGACAUUAUUGGACUGUUUUACAAUCGCUUGGGUGCUAAUUCUCACAUGGAUCUUCCUCGGCACUCGAUAUUCCAUAUGGCAAUUGUUUGGUGCAGCCCUCUGUGUGGUUGGGCUUGGCAUAGUGCUCCUCUCUGAUGCAGGGGUAGCUGGUGGAGGUGGUUCACAACCUCUUCUUGGAGAUGUCCUGGUCAUAGCAGGAACAAUUUUCUUUGCACUGAGCAAUGUUGGUGAGGAGUUUUGUGUGAAGAAAAGAGAUCGUAUUGAAGUAGUAUGCAUGAUUGGUGUAUUUGGAUUUCUAGUGAGUGUGUGUCAGAUAUCCAUUCUGGAAUUAAAGAGUUUGGAAUCAGUGGAGUGGUCUACAGAUCUUAUAUUGGCCUUUGUUGGCUAUGGAUUGGCAGGCUUUAUGCUGUACACACUUGGUCCAUUCGUUCUUCAGAUGAGUGGAGCCACAUUGUUCAAUCUCUCUAUUCUCACAUCUGAUAUGUGGGCUGUGGUUGUUCGCAUCUUUAUCUACCACCAGGAGGUAGACUGGUUAUACUAUUUAUCAUUUGCAAUUGUAGUUAUCGGACUCAUCAUUUAUUCAGUAACGGAAAAGGAACCUGAUCCUGUAACUUCACCUGAGGAUGGAAACCCCAGCUACCAAAUUCUUGAAGAUGAAAGUGCUACAUCUAGAAAUGAGUCUUUGGCCUCAUGAGGAGCGUAGAAGCAGUGGUCAGGAUUUUUUUAUCAAAGUCCCAUUUAGUACUGGAUUCCUGAUAUGAAUUUCAUCUCCGGCGCAGAUUGGCUUUCGAGUUUACCGACAGAAAUAAGAAUUAAGUGGCCUUUGAUUUCUAUAUAUUUAUGAACAUUCAUAACAAGCUUUACUUUAAACGAUGUUAAACGAUGUCAAAUUCAAGAGUGAACAAGAAUAGGGUUGUAAGUGAGAAUCUGCAACCCGUGCUAUGGCAUCAACUGUAGGUAGGUAUUGAGAAUACUAGCUAAUUCUGCAAAAUAUUAAUAUUUUAGGGAUGGAAAUACUGAGAUAUGUAGAGCCAGUCUUGAAUCAAUGUCUCGCAUGUUGUUUUAGUUAUGUGAGAACUUAGAACUUUAGUUGUAAUGCCAGUCUUCUGCAUUUGUAACAUUGCUGAAUUUAAAUAGUCGCGUAGUCCUGCAAAAAGGGAUGAAAUUUUAUUUCAA
Molecule: messenger RNA, 1667 nt
Organism: Rosa chinensis
Lineage: Eukaryota; Viridiplantae; Streptophyta; Magnoliopsida; Rosales; Rosaceae
Product: solute carrier family 35 member F1
Exons: 11
Coding region: 166-1185 (339 amino acids)
Biological process (GO): transmembrane transport
Cellular component (GO): membrane
Molecular function (GO): transmembrane transporter activity
Source: RefSeq, a predicted model, not a curated record